Messenger RNA from Epinephelus moara (kelp grouper), 8835 nucleotides. RefSeq names its product tyrosine kinase, non-receptor, 2b (gene tnk2b). Gene Ontology annotation, molecular function: ATP binding; protein binding; protein tyrosine kinase activity. Bases 816 to 4502 code for a protein of 1228 amino acids. Lineage: Eukaryota; Metazoa; Chordata; Actinopteri; Perciformes; Serranidae. The transcript has 18 exons. The record is from RefSeq and is a predicted model, not a curated record. Gene Ontology annotation, biological process: negative regulation of epidermal growth factor receptor signaling pathway; protein phosphorylation; regulation of keratinocyte differentiation. Gene Ontology annotation, cellular component: extrinsic component of cytoplasmic side of plasma membrane.
CAACGGAGCGAAGAUCGAGUCAGAGGGAAGAUGAUAUAAACACAUUACUGUUCUCUGAAAGCAACCAGACACACAUCUUGGUGCACCCUAAAAUGUGAAACCAGAGACAGUCACUCACUCUCACGUCCCCGCUGCCCGACUGGCAAGAGAUUGAAUCGGGGAGAAGUCGCUCCUAUUUUUAGCCCCACGCUCGAUGGAAAAGCAAACAGACAGUAGCUGCACGCGCAAAGACAGAAGGAGAGAGAGGGAGUCUGUGUGUGUGUGUGUUUGUGUGUGUGUCAGAGAGGCAGUGAAAGGAAGGGAGGAAGGAGGAGUGACUUAUUUGUGAAGUUCUGCAACUUUGGAUCACUGGCUCACUGCUGUUUGAGGAGCACACAUGGCCGGACUGGGCACAGGGCCGAGCUGAGAGGCUUUCUCUGCUAGCUCUUAAUCACUCUACAGCUUUUUCCCCCUCACAUAUUAGAAGACAGUUUAAGUUCUCUUUUGCACGCUGACGUGCUACAUGGAUGCCUCUGUGCCUUCCUGAGGGAGCUGAAGCUAAAGAAGGGGCUUACUGGACGAUUGCCCCGCCAUGGAAUGUUGUAGAUCUGCGUACAGGAUCUUAGGAAGUUUUUCUUCCCCCUCUCGGGUUCGGGGCUGCGGGUCUGGAUCCGAGGAGCGCCUGCGCUUCUUAGAAUUCCCACAGAGACUGGGAACGUCAAACUGGGAGGACUGUGGUUCCGGUAGUGGUUUAAGAGACAAGCAGCCACCUCUGGCCAUUUAAACGCACGCGCACAUUUUUUGCACCUACAGUCAUCCAGACGAAGGAAUUCAGGAUGCGACGCUUUGACAAGCUGAAAAAGUCAUUCCCCUUCCUGGCACACUUUCACGUAUAUCGAAAACUGGGCAGUAGCAUGCAGUGUGAGGAAGGCACAGAAUGGCUGCUAGAGCUGCUGAUGGAGGUGCAGUUGCAGCAGUACUUCCUGCGGAUACGAGAUGACCUUAACGUCACCCGGCUGUCGCACUUUGACUACGUCAAGAAUGAAGACCUGGAGAAGAUUGGCAUGGGUCGACCUGGACAGAGACGACUGUGGGAGGCCGUGAAAAGGAGGAAAGCCAUGUGCAAGCGCAAGUCCUGGAUGAGCAAGGUGUUCAGUGGUAAGCGUCCAGAUGGAGGAGACUUCCCCCAGCAGGGCCAGCCGGCCUCCUCCUUUCGUAAGCUGUCUCCCACACCUCCACUGGGCCUCGGGGAGGGCGUCCUGGCCACACAGCCUGGUGGUGGCGCUCCUCUUGACGGGCAGCAGCAGGCUCUGACCUGCCUCAUCCCAGAGAAGGACCUGACGCUGUUUGAGAAACUGGGCGACGGCUCCUUUGGUGUAGUGAAGAGAGGAGAGUGGCUGACACCUUCAGGGAAAGUGCUGAACGUAGCUGUGAAGUGUCUGAAGACAGACGUGCUCAGCCAGCCCGACGCUCUAGAGGACUUCAUCUGCGAGGUCAACGCCAUGCACUCCCUGGACCACCAGAACCUCAUUCGCCUCUACGGUGUGGUGCUCACACACCCAAUGAAGAUGGUGACCGAGCUGGCUCCUCUGGGUUCUCUGCUGGAGCGUCUGCGAUGUGUUCGUCCACAGGGCCCAGUGUUGAUCCACACUCUGUGUCAGUAUGCCGUACAGGUGGCCUGUGGCAUGGCCUAUCUGGAGCAGAGGAGGUUCAUCCACAGGGACCUGGCAGCCAGGAACAUCCUGCUGGCGUCGGCUCACAGAGUAAAGAUCGGGGACUUUGGCCUGAUGAGGGCGCUGCCCAACAACCACGAACACUAUGUCAUGCAGGAGCAUCGAAAGGUCCCCUUUGCAUGGUGCGCCCCGGAGAGCCUGAAGACCAGAACGUUCUCCCAUGCUACAGACACAUGGAUGUUUGGAGUCACUCUCUGGGAGAUGUUCACACAUGGCCAGGAGCCUUGGCUGGGCCUCAAUGGGAGCCAGAUCCUGCACAAGAUCGAUAAAGAAGGUGAACGCCUCCCAAAGCCUGAGGACUGUCCGCAGGAUAUCUAUAAUGUGGUGCUGCAGUGUUGGGCUCAGAAACCAGACGACAGACCCACCUUUGUCGCCCUGCGAGAGUUCCUGCUUGAGACCAUGCCCACAGACAUGUGUGCUCUGCAGGACUUUGACGAACCCGACAAACUCCUGAUCCAGGUCAAUGAUGUCAUCACCAUCAUAGAGGGGAGGGCAGAGAACUACUGGUGGCGAGGUCAAAACAAGCGGACCCUUAAGGUCGGACCUUUCCCCAGAAACGUGGUCACAUCAGUAGCGGGUUUAUCAGCUCAUGACAUCAGCCGGCCGCUGAAGAACAGCUUCAUCCACACAGGACACGGAGACAGCAACCCUCAUCGCUGCUGGGGCUUCCCUGACAGGAUCGACGAUUUGUACCUCGGUAAUCCCAUGGAUCCUCCUGAUGUCCUGAGUGUGGACCUCAGUAAUGCUCGGCCCACGCAGCUACCAGGACGAGCUAGAAAGGAGCCUCCGCCCCGCCCUCCUCAACCAUCAUUGUUAAUCAAGAGUAAGUCUGGUUUCUCUCAGCAGCUCCUCACCCAUUGCUCCUGCCCUCUCUGUUCCCUCCUAGCUCCACUCCUCAAAGAGCCUUGCUACGAUCCAGUAAACGACGACGAGGAUCUGACUUCGGCAGGACUAAAGAGAUUAUCGCUUCGUAAAACGGGUUCUGUGAAAGGCUUAAAACUGAAACCUGCUGCCUGGGUCUCUGCCUCCAAACAGAGUGGCGGCCGGAUUUCAGGCUCAGGCCACAACCCCAACAGUGAAGUGUCCCUCAUUGACUUUGGGGAGGAGUUCCCCUCGCCCACACCGUCCCCCUCCCCUGUGAUUGAAAUUCAGAUUCCCUCACUGGCAAAGCUAGCGUUGAAAGCAGAGAACAUCCUGGACCGGACUCCACCUCAGAGUCCAUCUAAAUCAUUGCCCCGCCCCCUUCACCCAACACCUGUAGUGGACUGGGACGCUCGGCCUUUACCUCCACCCCCAGCCUAUGAUGAUGUAGCCCAAGACGAAGACGAUAUGGAGGUGAGCUCCAUCAACAGCUCGGAGCAGCAGCAUGAAGAGGAGCAGAGUGAAGUCCAAUACCCAGAUGAGACUCUCUACUCUGGACAGAAGGUGGAGUGUGACGCUCUUGUCUCCAGGGGUCCAGACAGAUCAGGCCUGGAGGACAACCUGUUUCUCCCCAGCAAGCAGAGCCAAGGUCUGUCCACCUCCUUCUCCCAGUCAGCAGAGAUCUUCCAGGAACUCCAGCAGGAGUGCAUGAGAAGGCUCAAUGUACCGAGUGGAAGUGCUGCACGGUCGAGCUCGCCAUCCCAGAGCUCAGUCUCAUGUCCUCAGACUCCACAGACACAGGAGGGACACCAGAGUGUCUUCUCCUCCAAUGAGGACAGACCCCAGAUCCCCCCACGUGUCCCCAUCCCCCCUCGCCCCAUAAAGAGGGGUGAUUACACAUCUGCUCGUUGGUCAAGGGAUCUCUCCCUGUCACCGACGCCAGCUGACACCACAGAGGAGGUUUCAGGCUCAAACCAGGAACGACCACCUAUGAUCCCUCCCAGGGACCCUUUGUCCCAGCCGGGCUCCAGGACUCCCAGCCCCAUGGGCCUGGUAGUGGGCUCCCCCCAGCAGAGAGUGUACUCUGUCAGCCCCACCACCAUGCAGGCUCCUCUUACCUCCUGCCCCCCCACACACACCUACGGCUCCUACCUCUCCACAUCUCCGGGUAAACUCAUGCCUACCACACACAGCUUUGCCUCAGAUCCUAAAUAUGCUGCACCCAAAGUGAUCCAGGCGCAGGCGCAGGGGAAGGACGCCGCCAGCAAGGGCCCCUGUAUCCUCCCCAUCGUCCGCGAUGGACGUAAAGUCAGUAACACUCACUAUUACCUUCUACCAGAGCGGCCCCCGUACCUCGACCGCUACGACCGCUUCUUCAGGGAGGCAGAGAGCCUGCCUGCCAGCGGUGUGGAGGAGAGGCCUUUACGGCAAGCUAACACCGCCACCGUCAGACCCAUGGUGGUCAGCAGCCAGACUCUCCAAGGACACACCCAGGGACAGGGGCUCGUCCAGCCAGGCGAGCUGAAGGCUAAUUUCUCCUCCAACAAUAAUAGCAGUCUGGGUGGGCUUCGGUCAGGGAUGAAGACAUCAGUUAGUCUCCCUCGCGUCUGCUCAGACGGGCUGACAGCGGCGGCAGUCACUGCUUCCUGCAUCAGGACAGACGGAGGAUGGAACUCAGCUGACAGGGUCAAAAUGGUGCAGGAGGCAGUGCACGGUGUCACAAUAGAGGAGUGCCAAGCUGCCCUCCAGAACCACAACUGGAAUGUCCAGAAAGCUAUUUAUUAUCUAAAGGUGGAGCAGUUGUUCUGUUUGGGUCUGAGGAGCAGGUCAGAGUGUCUAAAGCUGCUGGAGAUGUGUGACUGGAACCUGGAGGUGGCCAGCACUCAGAUGUUAGAUAACUAUGGAUCCACAACAAGACAGAGACGGUGACAGAGAUCAGAAGCCGCCGAGCUCUGAUUGGAACUUCAUCCUCAGUCAAACAUCAUCAGAGGAGGUGAAUCUGCUCCUGAUCGUUCCCAUACACGCUUCAGACACGCCUCCAAUCAGAAGACUGUUAUCUGACCACAGAAGAAUCAAGCACACUUUCACUGAACUAGCACAAAAUACCAAACUUUACGACGGCUCCAUUCGUACUAAACAGGGACAAAAGACUUCAGCCUGGGAGCAAAAAAUAUUUGGUCUGAAAGAUAUGUGAUUGUUGCACUUAAUAAGAAAUUUAUAGACCUCCAUGUACGCCCUUUUUUAAGUCGUUCAGAGACAAAAAUGACACUUUUUUCAAUUUCAUUUAGUCAGCCUGAAACAUGUCACUCUAACAGGUUCCCAACAGAAUCACAGAUCCUGGGUGCUACCAUACUGUGUCAGAGCCACUUACUGGUAUCUUCACUGCCGCUAUUACACUGUUGACCAACUGCAGAGAGACACUCUAACCUUUCUUUUGUUAAUGUUAGAGAGCUGGUUUGAACAUGAAUGUGAAGAGGCCACAAUGAGUUAAACAGCACAAUCUACACAGUAGGUCCACACUUUCCCACCAGGUCACUGUAUUUAGUCAGAAUAUGCCAAGAACUGGUUCAGUGUGACUGAACAGUGUCAGGAUUUAACCGAGAUACUGUAGUGUUAACAGAUUUUACCUCUGCCACAGAAAAGCACAACAAAAUACAAAACUAGAGGCGCACCAAUAUUUUAGAUAAGAAUUUAGCUGACAGCCGAUACUGAUGUUUAUUUUGUUUUGUUGUUAUUUAUUCGCCCCUCUGUACCAGGGAAACAAAGAAAUCUUUACGUAAAAAAGUCAUUCAGCCCUUCAUUACACUAUCAUUAAAUGAGCCCAAAUCUAAUCAUACAAAUUUAUGAAACAACCUUUAAAACAAACAAAUUCUUAACAUAAAAAACAUAUUUUAAAAACAAGUGCUUCAAAAGCCAUUUCACUAUAGUUCCCUCUCUAAUAUCUGUCUUAUGUUGCUGUAAAAACAUUAACAAACAAUAGUUUCUCACCAAAAGCUAAAUUUUACAAGCUAACAUUGAAUGCAUCAUGAGAACAUUAUUAUUUCCCUUCACCCGACACAUAGAGCUGGAAUGCAUCACAAUGUAACUCAGUGCAACCUCCAUUAGCUGUUAGCACCGGCUACCAGCUGCUACCAGCUAACAUUAACUUGCUAUCCUCCUGCUGAUGUCAAAACGCAUUUGAUGUUCACAGUGUAGCAUUAUUAGGGAAACGAUAGAGUGUGUCCCCUGAUAGUGAGUUUACAGGGGGGCUGUGGGUCAGGAGCCAGAAGAAUGGCGGUUCAAUCCCCGGCUCCUCCAGUUCGCAUGUCGAAGUAUUAUUGGGCAAGAUACUGAACCUCAAAUGCUCCUGAUGUCUUUGUGAGCACGUGUGAAUGGUAACUGAGUAGCAGGUGGCACCUUUUACUGUAGCCUCGGGCACCAGUGUGUGAACGUGUCUCGUAGUGUAAAAGCACUCAGAGUGGUUGGAAGACUUUAAAAGCACUAUAGAAGUGCAGGUCCAUUUGUCCUUUGUUCCGAAGGUGUCCUGUGGAAGAUCUCUGUUUGUCUUAAACAUGUUUGCUAUUGUCCUCGAGACAACGGGACACUGUUAGUCUGGAGCUUUGAUUUGUAGCCUGCUCAAAAUUGAUGGAAAUGGUAAAUGGACUGCACUUGUAUAGCGCCUUCGUAGUCUUCCAAUCACUGAACGACUAUUAUACAGUGACACUGACACCAAUAACUACUAAGUGCUUUGUUGUGGGGACACACACCAAUUUGCUUUCAGAGCUAAUAGACCCACAGAGGACGCCAUUGCUACAGCUCCCCACACCACCCUGACCCACCUGGAGCAGCAGGGCAGCUAUGUGAGGCUGCUCUUUAUUAAAGUGCUGUAACACUACAUGUCAAAUUCAUCCAUUCACACACACAUUCAUACUCUGGUGCCACCUGCUACUCAGUUUUUAAGACACUCACAGCCAUCAGUGGCAAUUUGGGGUUCAGUAUCUUGCUCAAGGAUACUUUGACAUGUCGACUGGAGCUGACAAUGUGUGCCCCCGUGUGACAUGACACAACGGAGAACAUCGGCCACUGCCACCUGCAUGUCAUCUUAUUUGCCGAUAGCGGUCAACAGGGCGAAUAUCGGCUGAUAAAUCGGUGCAUCCCUUUAACAGUUAUAAAGAGGGGUGUGGAUGAGAUGAUGAAAACUGUUUGCUGCUGAAAGACUGUGGGGUCCAAAAAAACAUGGAACAGAAAAAUUUCUCUACAAUUAGGUAAAGCUCAUAUUCUCCCCCACAAGUGUUGACCUGAAUCUAAAGAUUUAAUGGAAACAGAUGAUCAGGGAAGCAGUUAGUCCAAGUUCUACUUCUUCUACAGACCCACAAAACUGUCAAAUAUAUAAUCAAAGAGUAUAAACAAUAUCCCCUUUAUAAAAAUUUAUGUUUGUUAAGAAAAUACUGAUAAAUUAUUUUAAUAUAUUUUGAACACAGUGCUCAGAGACAAAAGAAGACUGUUAUGUUCAUUACAAGCCACUGUAUAAAUUAUUCAGAUGUGUCUCUCCUCACGAUAAACACUGAUCCAUGACUGCCGCCACAUGUGGCUCGAGAACAAAAAGGCCACGCAGUCAGUGGAAACUUCCUGCGCCAAGAUACAGUCUCUCCUUAUUCCUUCCCUCUAAGCACUUUGCCCAAACAGAACUCCUGCACAUCAGCUGAAACUCCUGCCAGCUGGGGGUUUUCUGCAGACUCCGUUGGCAGCUAAUAACAGCAACGUAGUGAAAUUCACCCCAAGGCACAGAUCCUGUCCCAUAAUCAUCAGUUAAAACCACAACUGUGAUAUUUUGGUCAGCAGCUUUGGGGGCAAUAAUUUAACACUGGGAGGACGUGUCAGCUCUGUGCGAACUCACUGCUGGAUGUGACAGUACACUUUGUGACUAGGUAUUGUUGCAGCGGAGCCCCUCAGCUGUGAACGCAGGAAGCUUUCAGGCGUUUUGUUCUCUGGUUUUAUUCCUGGGGCCAGAUGCGUAAAACUCUGCAUAGAUUCAUGACUGUGUACGCACGGACAGAAAUGUGCAUGUGCAUUCUUUUGGUCAAAUUGCGUAUGCAUGCGUCUGUUUUAUCUAUCUCCAUCAUUGUGAAACUGAGCACAACCUGCACAAGCCCAACAUGGUGUGUCCCCCCCUCUAAAAUUCACUUUCCUUUAGUCAAUCACAUCAAAAAAACAAUACUUGACAAGCAACUAUGGUCGACUCAACACACAUGAUCUUCAGGUGCUAUUGAAAGAAGAACUCUUUGCCAACUGGUACCAAACUAUUUAAAUGACAAUAUAAAUGAUUACCCUUGUGAACUCACUGGCUCUGCGCCCACCAGCCCCUCAUGUCCACGAAAACCCCAGUAUGUGACAGGUCUGAGCUCAGUUUGCUCGUGCACAAACUUCAAAUGGCCUCUGAAAAGCAAAUAUGGAUCCACAACCAGCCGGCUAUCUGCCUGGGAACAUUAAGAGUCUUUGAAGAAAAAUAAAAAGUGUGUUUGGAAUUUAUUUCUAAAGGAUGUACAGGACUGAUUUUGGAUGACAACCUCCAGUAAAAGCUUUCCUCCCGUGUGCAAUAAGGCUGCUGUGAAACCUGUAACCUCCCAGUCUGUCCAUCCAUCAGUGCCAUGCAGCUUUCAUCUCUGUCAUCGUGUGUCCCAAUAAGUGAAACACAGGAAACACUGUUCUCAGUAUAAAGUGUUUGGUGACUCCGAUUUCCUCCCCACAGUAGGAUGAAGUUGUCCUUAAACACUGAUCCAGUUUUGCCAGUUUUCCCCUCUGAUGUGUGUUUGGGUAAAGCUGACUGUUAACCGGUGCAAGAGGACGACUGGAUGUGAGUGCGGCCCCCACAGUCUGUUCAUGUGUUGUUUGUCUUUAUACGAAGCUGCUGUAGUUGUAUUGAAGGACUGAAGUGAACCUUGUGGUGUUAUGAUCAACCUGAAGCAACAUUCUCCUGUUGUGAUGUUGACACUCUGAUGUUAGAAAUCUCUGCUCAGUUCUCUUUAAUCUUUGUUACUUCAGAUACCGUCUGCUAUGUUCAGUCAUUCAUAUCGUUUUUGCUGUUUUUCUUUUCUCCUUCAAUCCAACUUGCCAUUUCUUCCUCAUUUGUAAGUAUUUGCUUCCCAGAAUGUGUUUAUGUUUAAUGCCUACUGUACAGUCGGUUCUCAUUAUUUCUCCUCUCCUGGGUUGAUGGAAAUGUUCAAGAAAAGUUCAUGCUGCCGAAUUUAUAAAUGUAUUUUUUAUUAAAGAAUUAAUUAUUUUU